Molecule: messenger RNA, 1275 nt
Organism: Diabrotica balteata
Lineage: Eukaryota; Metazoa; Arthropoda; Insecta; Coleoptera; Chrysomelidae
Source: the annotation of a GenBank genome assembly
AUGUGUGUUAAUCAAUACACCAUGGUCCCAGCAGUAGUUAAUUUGGUAGCCACUAAGGGACGUGAUACAUACACUGGAUUUAUCAAUGAAUUUGCCUGUUUUAAGUGCAGAAGCUUUUCGUCGAGUGAAAAAGACCUCGAAGUAGCAGAUUUAUGGAAAAAACGAGGAAAGACUGUACGAUCUCCUUCACCGCAUAACGCAUUCAAGAGAUGGCGCAUAAAGACUAAUCUAAAAGCAGCAGAAUCAAAAAAUGGUAUCGAUGGAUCCAAGUUGGCAAUCAACUCCAAGGAAAGAACUGAAGAAGACAUGUCGUUGCUCAAAUUUUUGGCCAUUAACGCUUUAGAUCUAAGUGCACCUGCCAGCGAUGUACUGUUAAAGAGCCGCAGCAGUAAUUGGUUCCAACUCAGUGGUCAUCCCGAUAGUUUAGCACCUGCUGGACCUGGAACCGUCUGGAAGAAACGAUCUUCUAAUUCUGAUGACACCGAACGUAUAGUAUACGAAGAAGUGUCACAAGACCCCAAUCUUUGCGAUAUUAUUCCAAGAUAUUAUAGAGAAGUUGAAUAUCAGGGCGAGAAGUUUAUAGAAUUGCAAGAUUUACUGCAUGGAUUUCAGGAUCCUUAUGUAGUUGACAUUAAAAUGGGCACUCGUACCUUCCUGGAAUCGGAAGUCCAAAAGGUUACAGCUCGAGCUGAUCUUUAUCAAAAGAUGAUCGCCAUAGAUCCCCAUGCACCUACUCCUGAGGAACACCAAGCUAAAGCCGUCACCAAACUCCGGUACAUGCAAUUUAGAGAACUUCAAUCAUCUACGUGUAGCCAAGGUUUCCGUUUGGAAGCUAUGAAGUGUCGUGGAUCCCCUCCGGUCACCGAUCUGAAAAAAGUUAAGUCUAGGGACGAAGUUCAUAACACUCUAGACAUGUUCUUGGGCGGUAGAGAAGACGUACGACAAAGACUAUUAGCAAGACUGUGCGAGAUUCGGUCUAAAAUCGAAAACUCUGAAUAUUUCACGACCAGAGAAGUUGUAGGAAGUAGCCUUUUUGUAAUUUACGAUGACACUAAAGUAGGCGUAUGGUUAAUAGACUUUGCCAAGACCAGCAAGCUGCCAGAAGGAAAGACUGUCAACCACAGGACUCCUUGGGUACAAGGAAAUCACGAAGAGGGGUUGCUGUAUGGAUUUGAUAAACUUAUUUCUAUUAUAGAAAGUAUUCAAAAUCCACAUUCUAACAACCGGAAAGAUCAUUUUACCAAGCCCGUGGCAGCUGUAAGAGUGAAAUCUUGA